Oncorhynchus kisutch (coho salmon) is the source of this 1561-nucleotide messenger RNA. RefSeq lists its product as uncharacterized. NCBI's taxonomy places the organism in Eukaryota, Metazoa, Chordata, Actinopteri, Salmoniformes, Salmonidae. Bases 709 to 1407 code for a protein of 232 amino acids. The transcript has 2 exons. The record is from RefSeq and is a predicted model, not a curated record.
ACCUCUCCCAUCUAAAAGUACAGGAUCUAUACCCGGUCUGAUCUGAGUGAGGUGAACAGCAGAAAAGUCAUUUAUCAGCUCCGGUUAAUUAAGUAGAUUAAAGUGCGAGAGGAGGGAGAGGGGUGGCACUCUAGAAGGCGGGGGAGGGGCCGUACUGACACAGUGAGGAGGGAGAGGGGUGGCGCUCUAGAAGGCGGGGGAGGGGCCGUACUGACACAGUGAGGAGGGAGAGGGGUGGUGCUCUAGAAGGCAGGGGAGGGGCCAUACUGACAAGGUGAGGAGGGAGAGGGGUGGUGCUCUAGAAGGCAGGGGAGGGGCCAUACUGACACGGUGAGGAGUGAGAGGGGUGGUGCUCUAGAAGGCGGGGGAGGGGCCAUACUGACACCGUGAGGAGGGAGACACGAGACACAGCAACCAACCCAGUUCUCUAGCGCUAUAGUAGUCUAAUAGGUUACUUAUCAUAUAUGAUUACGUAGUACCUGUGUUGAAUGCAUUAACCUGGGAGAAACGAGUUAAGCUAGCUAACGUUAGAUAGCUAGGCUAAUUGAGGCUGCAUGUGCUUUCUCAUCCUACACUUAACAAUUCCAACAACUCCAUUCAGAAUAUCACGUUGCAGCCGACCCGUUGGCUCUUGGUCGUUGUGGCCUAGCCUUCUCCUUUUAAUUCCAUCUUCCAUUGAUCAGAUAUCUCCUAACGGAGGGAGGCUUUAUGACUGUAGCCUAUUGCCACUUGACUUCUGACUGGCCAACAACAAGAUACACGCUCCGCUCUGGUGAAAAGCAAGAGCAGCAGCAUAAAUACAAAUCUCUCCCUCUGUCUACUACAGCAGUCUGGUUCAGAUCUGUACGGGCCCUUCAGACAACUCAGUUAAAAUUACACAGAACCAAGACCCGUGAAAAUCAUAUCAGAUCCAACCCAGAACAUUAUUUAGAAUUCUGGUACAGGUGGAUCCAGACCCCCUCGGGUCACCGGGUCUCGGGUACAGGUGGAUCCGGACCCCCUCGGGUCACCGGGUCUCGGGUACAGGUGGAUCCAGACCCCCUCGGGUCACCGGGUCUCGGGUACAGGUGGAUCCGGACCCCCUCGGGUCACCGGGUCUCGGGUACAGGUGGAUCCGGACCCCCUCGGGUCACCGGGUCUCGGGUACAGGUGGAUCCAGACCCCCUCGGGUCACCGGGUCUCGGGUACAGGUGGAUCCGGACCCCCUCGGGUCACCGGGUCUCGGGUACAGGUGGAUCCGGACCCCCUCGGGUCACCGGGUCUCGGGUACAGGUGGAUCCGGACCCCCUCGGGUCACCGGGUCUCGGGUACAGGUGGAUCCGGACCCCCUCGGGUCACCGGGUCUCGGGUACAGGUGGAUCCGGACCCCCUCGGGUCACCGGGUCUCGGGUACAGGUGGAUCCAUGAAGACCUCUAAUAUCAAUACAUUUGUAUAAAUGACCAAAGUUACGAUAGGAUUGCCAUAUCGCUUCUGUUAAUUAUCCUGUAAAUGUGUUUAAUAGUGGUGUGAUUGUUCCUGGGUAUCUGUGUAUUCAUUCUGUAUUAAUUCCGUCUGUCUGUG